Molecule: messenger RNA, 2440 nt
Organism: Sapajus apella (tufted capuchin)
Lineage: Eukaryota; Metazoa; Chordata; Mammalia; Primates; Cebidae
Gene: LRFN4
Product: leucine rich repeat and fibronectin type III domain containing 4
Exons: 3
Coding region: 246-2156 (636 amino acids)
Molecular function (GO): protein binding
Source: RefSeq, a predicted model, not a curated record
ACCCGCUCGCCUGUCGCCGCCGCUGCCGCCGCCGCCACCGCGAACCGCGCCGGGAAAAGGUGCCGGGAACCAAGCGAGCCGGGGCCGCGGGCCCGAGCGCCAUGGGCCCGAGGGUGGGCGGCGGGUGGCCGGUCAUCCCCGGGCCUCGCCCCCGCGGGAGAGCGGCCUGGAGUCGGCGGGGGCCGGCCGGGCUCUCAGGGAGGCCGGCCCGCGCCCCCUGAGCUACGGACACCAGGGUGCUCACCAUGGCCCCGCCGCUCCUGCUGCUGCUGCUGGCCAGUGGAGCGGCCGCCUGCCCACUGCCCUGCGUCUGCCAGAACCUGUCUGAGUCGCUCAGCACCCUUUGUGCCCACCGAGGCCUGCUGUUUGUGCCACCCAACGUGGACCGGCGCACAGUGGAACUGCGGCUGGCAGACAACUUCAUCCAGGCCCUGGGCCCCCCUGACUUCCGCAACAUGACGGGGCUGGUGGACCUGACGCUGUCUCGCAAUGCCAUCACCCGCAUUGGGGCCCGAGCUUUUGGGGACCUCGAGAGCUUGCGCUCCCUGCACCUGGACGGCAACAGGCUGGUGGAGCUGGGCACUGGCAGCCUUCGGGGCCCCGUCAACCUACAGCACCUCAUCCUCAGUGGCAACCAGCUGGGCCGCAUUGCGCCGGGGGCCUUUGACGACUUCCUGGAGAGCCUGGAGGACCUGGACCUGUCCUACAACAAUCUCCGGCAGGUGCCCUGGGCCGGCAUCGGCGCCAUGCCCGCCCUGCACACCCUCAACCUGGAUCAUAACCUCAUCGACGCACUGCCCCCAGGAGCCUUUGCUCAGCUUGGUCAGCUCUCCCGCCUGGACCUCACCUCCAAUCGCCUGGCCACGCUGGCUCCGGACCCGCUCUUCUCUCGUGGGCGUGACGCCGAGGCCUCGCCCACCCCCCUGGUGCUGAGCUUCAGCGGGAACCCCCUGCAUUGCAACUGCGAACUGCUGUGGCUGCGGCGGCUGGCACGGCCAGACGACCUGGAGACCUGCGCCUCCCCACCUGGCCUGGCCGGCCGCUACUUCUGGGCAGUGCCUGAGGGCGAGUUCUCCUGUGAGCCACCCCUCAUUGCCCGCCACACGCAGCGCCUCUGGGUGCUGGAAGGCCAGCGGGCCAUGCUGCGGUGCCGGGCCCUGGGUGACCCUGCGCCCACCAUGCACUGGGUCGGUCCUGACGAUCGGUUGGUUGGCAAUUCCUCCCGAGCUCGGGCUUUCCCCAAUGGGACCUUGGAGAUUGGGGUGACAGGAGCUGGGGACGCCGGGGGCUACACCUGCAUUGCCACCAACCCUGCUGGUGAAGCCACAGCCCGAGUAGAGCUGCGGGUGCUGGCCUUGCCCCAUGGUGGGAACACCAGUGCUGAGGGGGGCCGCCCCGGGCCCUCGGACAUCGCUGCCUCAGCUCGCACUGCUGCCGAGGGUGAGGGGACGCUGGAGUCGGAGCCAGCCGUGCAGGUGACAGAGGUGACUGCCACCUCAGGGCUGGUGAGCUGGGGUCCCGGGCGGCCAGCCGACCCCGUGUGGAUGUUCCAAAUCCAGUACAACAGCAGUGAGGAUGAGACCCUUAUCUACCGGAUCGUCCCAGCCUCCAGCCACCACUUCCUGCUGAAGCACCUGGUCCCUGGCGCUGACUAUGACCUCUGCCUGCUGGCCUUGUCACCAGCCGCUGGGCCCUCCGACCUCACGGCCACCAGGCUGCUGGGCUGUGCCCACUUCUCCACGCUGCCCGCCACGCCCCUGUGCCACGCCCUGCAGGCCCACGUGCUGGGCGGGACCCUGACUGUGGCCGUGGGGGGUGUGCUGGUGGCUGCCUUACUGGUCUUCACUGUGGCCUUGCUGGUUCGGGGCCGGGGGGCUGGGAAUGGCCGCCUCCCCCUCAAGCUCAGCCAUGUCCAGUCCCAGACCAAUGGAGGCCCCAGCCCCACGCCCAAGGCCCACCCACCACGGAGCCCCCCGCCCCGGCCCCAGCGCAGCUGCUCCCUGGACCUGGGAGACACCGGCGGGUGCUACGGUUAUGCCAGGCGCCUGGGAGGAGCCUGGGCCCGACGGAGCCACUCUGUGCACGGGGGGCUGCUCGGGGCAGGGUGCCGGGGGAUGGGGGGCAGCGCCGAGCGGCUAGAAGAGAGUGUGGUGUGAUGGAGGGGGGGCAGCUUCCCUUAUGCUCCAAGGGACCAGCUUCGUGGGGCAGAGGGCCCGGGGCAGCCACCUGGCCUGGGGGUCCCUCCCUGGUUUUUAUUCUCGGUACCUCAGGCUCCCCUGUGUAUAUGGUGGGACAGGGAGCCCUUUCCUUGGUUCUGGCCUCCAGACCAGGGUAAGGGGCAGGUCCCUCCAUCAGGUGCUCACAGCCACCAAGGCAGGGGCUGCAGCCACCAAGCGGGAGUCUUGUUUUUAUUUAUAAUAAAAUUGUUGAGGACACCUCA